Hippopotamus amphibius kiboko is the source of this 1850-nucleotide messenger RNA. RefSeq names its product tripartite motif containing 38 (gene TRIM38). NCBI's taxonomy places the organism in Eukaryota, Metazoa, Chordata, Mammalia, Artiodactyla, Hippopotamidae. Bases 295 to 1692 code for a protein of 465 amino acids. The record is from RefSeq and is a predicted model, not a curated record. The transcript has 8 exons. Gene Ontology annotation, molecular function: zinc ion binding; protein binding.
UGAAUUUAGUCCAGUCUGAGUUAACGUCCUCACCCAGGCUUCAGGAACCGGCAGCUACAGAGGGAAUUAGCAGCACAUGUGAGACUGUCUGCGUGGUGAAGGGAGUGGAAAAGACUCCACGUCAAAUCUCUAAAAAUCCAGGAUGUGAGAGAGAAGACCCCAUGACCUGUGGAGGCCAGAGGCAGCCAGUGCAUUGCAAAGAGGAUCAGACAAGGUGAAGUUCCAUCACUGUGGGAAAAUUCUGGCUGCUUCAUCUCUACAUCUAGAUCCAAUAUUGGAGCUUUAGGAAAAGCCAUGGCCUCAAUCCAAGUCACCAAGAAGAUGAGGGAGGAAGCCACCUGCUCCAUUUGUCUGCACCUGAUGACUGAGCCAAUGAGCAUCAGCUGUGGGCACAGCUACUGCCACUUGUGCAUAGGGAGCUUCUUUGAGAAUAUCUACCAGAUGCAGCCAUUGCUGGGGACGUUCUCCUGCCCCCAGUGUCGGGCACCAUUUAAAAUGGCAAGCCUCCGACCCAACAAGCAGCUGGGAAACCUCAUUGAAGCCAUCAAAGAGAUGGACCAGGAAAUGUCAUGUGAGGAACAUGGAGAGACGCUCCAUCUGUUCUGUGAAGAUGAGGGCCAGCUCAUCUGCUGGCGCUGUGAUCGCGGACCACAGCACAAAGAGCACACCACAGCUCUGGUGGAAGAUGCAUGCCAAGGUUACAAGGUAAAGCUCCAGGAAGCUGUGACAAAAUUGAGGCAACUGGACGAGGAAUGUAUGAACCUGAGGGUGUUCACGGCAAAGCAAAUAAACGAAUGGAAUGAGAAGAUAGAGGUUCAGAAACAAAAAAUCCAUUCUGACUUUAAGAAUCUCCAGAGAUUCCUUCAAGAGGAAGAGAAGUCAUAUGUAUGGAAACUGGAAAAAGAAAAAGAGCAGACUCUGAGGAGACUGAGGGACAAUGAAGCCAAUCUUGAACAGAAGAGCCGUGAACUCGAGAGCCACAUCCUGGAACUAGAGAAUAAAUGUCAGGGCUCAGCUCAAAAUUUGCUGCAGGAUGUGAAAAAUACUUUGAGCAGGAGUUGGGCUGUGAAGCUAGAACAACCAGAGGCCCUCUCUUUGGACCUUCGUACAGUGUGCAAUGUUUCUGAGCUUUACUUUGACGUGAAGAAAAUGUUAAGGAGCUAUCAAGUCAGUGUGACUCUGGAUCCAGAUACAGCUUAUCACGAACUAAUUCUGUCUGAGGAUCGGAGACAAGUGACUCGUGGAUGCCCCCAGGAGAAUCUCAAUCCUUCUUCUAGGAGAUUUAGUGCCUUACCCUGUAUCCUGGGCUGUGAAGGCUUCACCUCAGGAAAACACUACUUUGAAGUGGAUGUGGGAGAAGGAACUGGGUGGGAUUUAGGAGUUUGUUUGGAAAAUGUGCCGAGGGAUACUGUCAUGGUACAGACACCUCAGUCUGGGUUCUGGGCCAUCAGACUGUGCAAAAAGAAAGGCUAUGUGGCACUUACCUUUCCACUAACUUCCCUUCAACUGAAGGAGAAGCCCCUGGUUGUGGGGAUUUUUCUGGACUUUGAGGCUGGAGUUGUAUCCUUUUACAACAUGACCACUGGCUCCCACAUCUUCACCUUCCCGAAGGCCUCCUUCUCUGACACUCUCCGGCCCUAUUUCCAGGUCUAUCAAUAUUCUCCUUUGUUCCUGCCUCCACCAGAUGUGUAAGGGAAGGAGCAAAGUCUCCUCCUUGGUUUAACUAGCAUAGAGAGUAUAAUCUAAAUCCCAUGAGGACAGAAAUGGUGUCUCUUCUUUGCUGCUACUUUCCUGUACCUAAAACAAUAUUGGGUUUUUAGUGCAUACUUAAUAAAUGUGCAUUGAAUAAA